Molecule: messenger RNA, 1125 nt
Organism: Amoebophrya sp. A120
Lineage: Eukaryota; Dinophyceae; Syndiniales; Amoebophryaceae
Source: the annotation of a GenBank genome assembly
CUUUUUUCCCGCGUAAAGCAUUUUAGCCUUGUUGUAAUCUGUAGUCGGUUCCAUGUAAUUUUUUGAAUUGUACUCUCCGACUCCGAUGCAUAUUGUUAGUGUUACUGUCUGACGAUCGAAUAUUUGCCUUAGGCUUCUACUACUCAUUCGCUCACCUUUCCCAAAAGCUGCGUCAAGAACGCUCGUACUUGCAAUAACGAACGACAACGUCAGACGAAAUAAAUCAAAAUGCUCGACCUCAUAAAGCAUCUGCCCGCCUUAGGUCAUCUGCAAUGCAUGCUGCUCUUCCUGUUGUUCUAUUCCCGCACCGUCUACCUGCACUUCUUCGACAGCUCCCUGACCCUCACCUCUGCCAGCACCCAGCAGCUCCGCGUGGCUUGCUUGCUGACAUUAGCCUGGGCCAGUCGGUGGUAUCAAAUGCUGUUCGCCCAGUCCUACGCCGGAUUGAAAAGUUUCUCGGAGCGGAAAAUACUGGAACGGGAAAAACAGAAGAAAGACGAUGGCGAAAUAUCGAAGAAUCGCAGCACAUCAAUUGCUCAAGCCGGGCAAGAACCUGAACCAGCAAAGCCCAAUAAAGUCACCCUGGCACAGGUGAAGUAUUCCGACCGGGAUCCGGAAGUGCUUGCAGCGGAUCGCACCGUGAUGAACACGAUGGAGCAAUCCCUUGUUUUCCUGCCUCUUUUUUGGCUCAACAUAUUCUACGUUCUCGCGCCGGAAAAGUUCGAAUUUUUCGGGUAUGUGCAACAAGACAAUUCGGCGUUCCAGCAAGUCUGCCAAAGUAGUCUUUUCGCACCGCUGCAGAGCAUGAAUGUCAACACCAUCGGGAUUGUCUGGAUGACGUUGAGGAGCUAUUUCUACUACACCUUCCACAAGCUACCGUCGAUGUUUCCGGUGGUGCUAGGUCGAGACCGGGGAUUCGUAUUGCAUUUGCUGUGUUGCACUGUCCCAAGCUACGUUUGUGUGACCCUGUUGCUGGUGAAGAUAGCGUGUGUCGCGAUCUGACUGUUGGAUAUUCUUGUGCAGCCAUUCUUUGUAGUUUUUGAAAGAAGGAAACGGCUCGACCUCACCGUUGUUGUGGUUGAACUUGAAACCAGCUUUCCACUGUCAGUAAGAGCAUUCGUUGAU